Molecule: messenger RNA, 2890 nt
Organism: Lycium barbarum (goji berry)
Lineage: Eukaryota; Viridiplantae; Streptophyta; Magnoliopsida; Solanales; Solanaceae
Product: transcription factor GTE8-like
Exons: 11
Coding region: 355-2550 (731 amino acids)
Molecular function (GO): protein binding
Source: RefSeq, a predicted model, not a curated record
GCCUUUCCACCUCAUCCGUCAGAUCAAGAUAAUAUCAUCCGUUUGGCUUAGCCGCCACCACAUCGAACGGUUUAGAUUUCUCUAAAGUCCUUACAAAAAGCCAACAAUUCUCGUCUUAGCGGUUCUAGAAACCCGUUAUGUUUUUACUUCCCUGACGUUAACAGAAAAACAAAAUACUCCUAGCGACACAAAAACAAAAACAAAAAAAGUUAUCUGCUUUUUUCUAGUAUAUUAAUAUUGAAGAAGAGCUGGUGGUUGGAGCUUGAUUUGCCUAUAAUUGCUCAACUUUCAUUCAAAGGUUGGAGAAAAACCGUUUUUUUGCUGAGGCAAAGUAGUACCUAUUCUGCAGUCUGGAUGGCCAGGAAAGAUAAGUUGCGUGGAGGUGGUUCUGCUGGUUUUGCCACUAACUAUGGAUCGGAAGGCUCUGGCAGUUCAGGGAGAUUCGAUCCUAGAAUUGCUGUUUCAGGACAUUCAAUUGGUCCUCAGCAGAGAUGGAUAAAUAUAAAUUCUUCUUCGCAUGAUAGUUUUGCUGUGCCCAUCCAAGUUAUACCGUUAUCCAAGCUGUCGCAAUCUGAGAGGAAAAACAUGGUUCUGCAGUUGAAAUCUGAUCUUGAACAAACUAGAAUUCUUCAGAAGAAAGUUGAGUUUUAUAGGACAAGUGUAGUUGCAGUUUCAUCUUCUAGUGAUAUUGUUAGCUGUAGCGAUGCACGUCUCCCCUUAGCAAGCAAGAAGAAAUCUGCAGGAAACCCUGGGUUUGGAAAAAAGUCAAACCCUCUUGCUCAGAAGACACGGGGCCUGAGCAGGGAGGUGUCAGGCAGGUUUAAAUCUGUUAUGGCUGCUUCAGUACCAUCCAGUUCAAAUGCAACAUUGAUGAAACAGUGUGAGAACCUGUUGAAAAAGUUGAUGUCUCAUCAACAUGCUGGUGUGUUUAAUGAACCUGUUGACAUAGUUAAGUUGAAAAUUCCAGACUAUUUCACUGUCAUUAAACACCCAAUGGAUUUGGGGACAAUAAAGAAGAGGCUAACUUCAGGUGCUUACUUGAAUCCACUGGAGUUUCUUGCUGAUGUGAGACUGACGUUCUCUAAUGCAAAGACCUACAACCCUCCUGGUAAUAUUGUCAAUGUCAUGGCUGAUACAAUGAGCAAAUUUUUUGAACUGAGAUGGAAAACUAUUGAGAAAAAGCUGCCUGCAAACCAUGCUGAAUCAAUGGAAGAAAAAUCAGGCUUGCAUGAAGAAAACGAAACUGCUUCAAAGAAGAGGAGACUUUCUCCAACACGGCAUGUAGUUAUGCCAGAACCUCCUAAAUGCAAGAUGACUGAUGAAGAGAAACAUAAACUAAGUGGUGAACUAGAAGCUUCACUUGGUGAUCUACCCGACAACAUCCUUGAGUUUUUGAAGGAACAGAGUUCAAAUGGAACAGCAGCUGGAGAUGAUGAAAUUGAGAUUGACAUUGAUGUUCUGUCCGAUGAUACUUUGUUCACGUUACGGGAGCUUCUAGAUAAGUUUUUGCAAGAGAAACAAAAAGACAAUGCAAAAGUUGAACCUUGUGAGAUAGAGCUGCCAAAUGAAUUGGGGCUUAGCAAUUCAUCCAUGCACCUAGAAGGAGAUAAUGACCAUGUUGAUGAGGUGGUUGAUAUUGGUGGAAAUGAGCAUCCUGUCUCCAGUUAUCCUUCACUUGAGAUUGAAAAAGAUACAGAUCCAAAAAGAGAUGAACGUAUAAAUACAGGAGGUCCCAAUGAUUCAGAUUCUAGUAGCUCUUCUGAUGACGAAUCUGAAGCUCAAAGAACAUCUGAUCAUGCUGAGCAGGAUCACAGUUCGCAAGCAAAGGCAGAUGGAAAGGAAGCUGGCAAUAGUUUAGCUGAUGGAAAUCGUGAGUUCUUUUCUGAGUCUAUCAAUGGCGUGGACCAGCUGGAACAAAGUUCUCAGCAAAUGCCAUUCUCUGUUGAGUCAGAAGCAUGUCAAGAUGGGGAGAGUGCGCCGUGUGACAGGACGGUCUCCCCUGGAAAGCUCUAUAGGGCUGCUCUCCUGAAGAACAGAUUUGCGGAUACAAUUUUAAAAGCUCGAGAGAAGACACUUGUUGAGGUUGAGAAGGGUGAUCCGGAGAAACUUCGUCGUGAAAGGGAGGAACUUGAGAUGCAGAGGAGGAAAGCGAAAGCUAAGCUGCAGGCAGAAGCCAAAGCUGCUGAAGAAGCUCAAAGACGUGCAGAAGUGGAAGCUGCAGCUGAGGCUAAGAGGAGGAGAGAGCUCGAUAGAGAAGCAGCAAGACAGGCCUUACUCCAGAUGGAAAAGACUGUAGAGAUUAAUGAGAAUUCAAAGUUCCUUGAGGAUUUGGAGAUGCUGACUACUGUCCCUACGGAGCAAUUACAUAGCUCGGUAGACGAGACCAGUCCAGAUCAUUCCCAGGAUGGGUUAAGUAGCUUCAAAUUCGGAGGCAGUAAUCCUUUGGAGCAACUUGGUUUGUACAUGAAGGUGGAUGAUGAUGAGGAAGAAUGUGAACCGGCUACUGUCCCAAGUGAUCCUAUUGAUGUUGAGGAAGGUGAAAUUGAUUAAGCUACUACCCUCUUCCACGUUUGCUGUAUUAUAUAUAUAUUUUUUUUUAGAAAUCUGUAAUAGGUUUAACAACAUGAAUCCUCUUCCCUAUUGAAAGCCAAAAAAAAAAAAUAUAGAAAAACAAAAAAGAACAGAGAGAAAUAUGGGUAGUGUUGAUUUGGCAUUCAGUUUGUAAUUGGAUGUUAGUAAGGUAAAAAAAGAAGGAACUGUGUGGAAGUCCUCUUCUUGUUCGCCUUUUCUGAUUGUUCAGCUUUGCAUGCUUAAAGGCUCAAAUAUGUCAUCGAACUAUCAGAAAUGACUCAUUUAUGUCACUCGUCAAUAGUAUGGCUCAUUUAUGUCA